Molecule: messenger RNA, 563 nt
Organism: Solanum pennellii
Lineage: Eukaryota; Viridiplantae; Streptophyta; Magnoliopsida; Solanales; Solanaceae
Product: reticulon-like protein B21
Exons: 4
Coding region: 2-409 (135 amino acids)
Source: RefSeq, a predicted model, not a curated record
GAUGGCAAUUCUACUGUUUAUUUUUGCAAGAUGUGGCAGUUCCAUAACUAUUUGGAAAAUGUCAAAAUUGGGGUUUUUUGGAGUUUUCAUAGUACCUAAAGUUUGUUCUUCUUAUUCUGCACAGUUAACUGCCUAUGGUACAUUUUGGAUUAGACGUUUUCGAGAUGCUUGGGAAAGUUGUACUCACAAGAAAGCUGUUGCAUUUGCAAUAUUCACAGUUAUAUGGAAUUUAUCUUCAAUUUCUGCUAGAAUUUGGGGAGUUUUUAUGUUAUAUGUUGGAUUUAGGUAUUACCAACAAAAAAUGAUAAAAGAAGGAUGGAUAGAUGAAGAUGAAAUUACAAAAUCAGAGGAUUAUUGGCGAGAAAGACAAAAGAGAAUUGGGAGAAAAAAGCAAAAGAAAACAAUUUAAAAAGGAAAAAAAAAGAGAGUUAAUUAAUAUUUUAAAGAUAGAAUUACAAUCUUAAUUUCUUAUUAUUGUGUAUAUAGUUGUUUGUCUUAGUAAAUAAAAUUGUUGGAGUUUUGUGGCUUCUAUUGCCUAAUAAAUCUUUUAUAAUUCAUUUUCA